Molecule: messenger RNA, 1476 nt
Organism: Vitis vinifera (wine grape)
Lineage: Eukaryota; Viridiplantae; Streptophyta; Magnoliopsida; Vitales; Vitaceae
Product: transcription factor bHLH92
Exons: 3
Coding region: 55-807 (250 amino acids)
Molecular function (GO): protein dimerization activity
Source: RefSeq, a predicted model, not a curated record
UAUAUAUAGCCGUUGAAACCAAAAUUUGAAAUUCUCAGCAACCCAAGCGAGAAAAUGAUGGAUUACUUCUUCGAUUACGGGCACCAACAUGAGAUGUUCUGGUUUGAGUAUCCACCGAUGAACUCUAAUCCACCCACUCAAGAAUUCCAUUCAGAAAACAGUGCUUUUGCGCCAUACAGGAGCCAACCCAUUCCAGGAGACGGAGGGGUUGGAGGGAGUAAUCGGAGGAACAUGAACAGUAGGAUGAUGGAGUUGUUGAGAGGCAAUUGGAGCGCGAUCAGAAAUUCCGGAGAAUCCGAUCGAGGGCGGUCUUACAGGCACAUGAUGAGAGAGCGAGCCAGGCGAGAGAAUCAGAAGCAGAGUUACUUGGCUCUGCAUUCUCUGUUGCCCCAUGGGACCAAGAGUGAUAAGAAUUCGAUCAUUGAAAUGGCGAAGCAUGAAAUCCAGAAGCUGCAGAGCUCCAAGGAGGAACUGAAGAGGCGGAAUCAGGAGCUCAAUGCGAAAUUAAGGGAGGAAGCAAUGGUGCUCAAUAUAGGAUUCAGGGUUGGGAAUCCUUCUUCUGGGAUUGAUUCAAUGGAGGAAGUUCUGAAAUGCCUCAAAAAUAUGGACUUGAAAACAACUGCCAUCCACUCCCAAUUUUCUCCUCAGCAAUUUUCAGCAGCUGUCAAGAUACAAACCCAGAUAGAAAAAGCUUUCAAAAUGGAUAGAGAAAGAAAUUCCAAGAUGCAGAGAGAUGUAAUUAUAAUUUAUUUUUUUCUUCUACGUCCUCUUUCUCUAGGUGGCUCAAAUAGAUUUUUUAUUUUUUAAAAAAAAAAAAAGAAAAAGAAAAAGAAAAAGAAAAACCAGGGGAGACCAACCUGAAAUCCAAACAAGUCCACAAGGAAAAAAAGGGAAGAAAAGUGGAUUCUUUUUGAAUUUCUGUGGACUCAUAAAUGAAUUUUUAGAGAAUAAUGACAAAUAAAAUUCGAUUUUUAUUUAUUUUUGUUCUUUCCAAUUUUCUUCAUGAUCCUAUGAGUGAAUGAGUGGAAAAUAAAAGCAAAACAAAUCCGAGAUGCAAGAGAGCUAUUUGUUUUAUUUUUAAAUUUUUUUAAUGUCAAGUAUAUGCAUUUUUUUAGGAUGAAAAUGAUGAAAGAAAUUGACAUAUUUGGAAACUUUUCAUUUUCUAUCAAAAGAGAAUAAAUAUAUUGCAAAUUUUUCUUCCUUUUCUUUUUGGGUUUUUUUUUUUUUUUGCCAAUUUCUUUUGUUUGAUAUCCAAUUUUUUUUAGAGAAUGUUUAUUUUUUUAACUUUUUACUAAAACCAAUUUAUUUCCUAAGAGAUUGUUUAGUAGUGUAAUUUAAAAAUAGUUUUUUAUUUAAAUUUUUUUUUUUAAUACCGAGUGUUGUUUUCUGGUAAUAAUUUUUAAAAACAAAAUGAAAUAAAGAAUAAUUUUUAGAAAACAAUAAGGAGUUGUUUUUAUUAAUUUUUAAAAAAUAAAA